GUGGCCUGUUGCGAGGGGCGGGGCCGCGGUUCCGGUGCGCGGCGGCCGCGGUUUCGGCAUCGGGGCCGGGGCCGGGGCCGGGAUCGGGAUGAAUGAGGCGGAGGGGCUGCGGCAGCGGCGGCCGCUCCGCCCGCAGGUCAUCACCGAGGACAGCCCGGCGCAGGAGGCCAAGGAGGGCAGUACUUACAGCAGCAAGGUGUUCCGUGUUACCUUCCUGACUUUGGCUGUGUCUGUGGCUGUGCCCCUGCUUGGAGUGACUGUUCUCCUGGAUUGUCCUGUAGACCCUCAGCCCAUAAGUUUGAAGGAGCCCCCCCUCCUGACGGGUGUUUUAGAGCCCAACACCAAGUUACGGAAAGCUGAACGGCUGUGGGAAAACCAGCUGCUUGGACCAGAGUCCAUUGUCAAUAUUGGGGAUGUGUUCUUUACUGGGACAGCUGAUGGGAAGAUUAUCAAAAUUGAAGAUGGGGAAAUACAAACAAUAGCCAGAAUUGGCCACGGUCCUUGUGGAGGCCGUGAAGAUGAGCCAACGUGUGGAAGACCACUUGGCAUGCGAGUGGGGCCAAAUAACACCCUCUUUGUGGCAGAUGCUUAUUAUGGACUCUAUGAAGUUGAUCCUGAUACAGGUGCAACAAAGAUGCUUGUGUCAACCAAAACACUGAUAGAAGGCCAGAAGUUGUCAUUUGUAAACGAUCUUACAGUGACCAGGGAUGGGAGGAAGAUCUACUUCACUGACUCCAGCAGUAAAUGGCAAAGACGAGACUACUUGUUCCUGCUCAUGGAAGGCACAGAUGAUGGGCGCCUCCUUGAAUAUGACACAGUGACAAAAGAAGUGAAAGUCUUAAUGGUGGGGCUGAGGUUUCCCAAUGGUGUGCAGCUCUCUCCUGCAGAAGACUUUGUCCUGGUGCAGGAGACAACCAUGGCUAGAAUCAGAAGGUAUUAUGUGUCUGGGCUGAUGAAAGGUGGAGCAGAUAUGUUUGUUGAGAACAUGCCUGGUCUUCCAGACAAUAUCAGGUUAAGCAGCUCUGGAGGAUAUUGGGUAGCUAUGGCAGUUGUGAGACCCAAUCCCGGAUUUUCUUUGUUGGACUUCUUAUCUGAAAAAACAUGGAUAAAAAGCAUGAUAUUUAAGUUGCUGAGUCAGGAAACUGUGACAAAGUUUGUACCCAAGUACAGCCUUGUUGUUGAACUCAGUGAGACAGGCUCCUACAAAAGAAGCUUCCAUGAUCCCAAUGGAGUGACAGUAGCUUAUGUCAGCGAGGCGCACGAGCACAACGGGCACCUGUACCUGGGAUCCUUCCGCUCUCCCUACAUUGGCAGACUUGAUCUCCAGCACGUUUAACUGCCCACCCCUGGUGAAAUCCCACUCUCUGUACUUCUGCAGAGGUGCAAAGGAAGGCUGUGCUUGAGGCAGUGUGUGACCAAGUGACAAAAAGUGACAGACAGCCUGUUAAGGUGCAGGAGCACUGUGGCCAUAGGAAGAGAUACAGUUUGCUGUACCUGUCCUCUGUCUUGGCUGACUGCUGAUGCUCUGGAGUUGGCCUGUAUUACUGUUCAUACCUGAGGACUGAGGCAUCUUCAUUCAGUCCUUUGUUCCUCCAAGGAAAUCCAUUGGUUUCCCCGUGCCCAGCCUUGUUUGGAAUCACCUUGAACAGACACCAUCAUGUCGCCUUUAAUGCAACUGUGUGUCCUCUUACUCUGGAAGGAAUUGUGAUGGAUGGAAUUUAAUUGUGUGUAAUUUGGGUGAAAGAGGGUGGCUUGCAUGUGUUAAUUUCUGUUUUAGUGCCUCCUGUCCAGGAGUGAUUACAGUGCAUGUUCUAAUGUUAUACCAUGGUGCUGUGGUAGAGGCAGCAACAUCCAGGACAUGCCUAGGAAUCUAGUUAUGCCAUUGGGUUUCUUCAGUUCCAACCUGUGUAAGUAACAUCAGACAUUGCAAUUAACUGUUAAUCAACAUGCAGAAUCAAAUUGGAUCAUUA
Messenger RNA from Passer domesticus (house sparrow), 1970 nucleotides. It is a transcript of the gene APMAP, whose product is annotated as adipocyte plasma membrane associated protein. The transcript is spliced from 9 exons. Bases 89 to 1336 code for a protein of 415 amino acids. Gene Ontology annotation, molecular function: strictosidine synthase activity; arylesterase activity. NCBI's taxonomy places the organism in Eukaryota, Metazoa, Chordata, Aves, Passeriformes, Passeridae. Gene Ontology annotation, cellular component: endomembrane system. Gene Ontology annotation, biological process: biosynthetic process. The record is from RefSeq and is a predicted model, not a curated record.